AUGCCUGCCUUUUCAGUAAGUCCACAUCCCAUCCUCUCCCAGAAUCCGCGCAAGCCACAUACUCUCGCCCGACAUCGCUCUCACACUCAACAACAGCGCCUUAUUCGCUUCCUCGCCAGAGAUGGCCGCACAUACUACGGCGACGCCAUUCUACCCAAGGGCGUCACAGAUAUUGCAAAGACGAAACGGGCCCGCGUAAUCACUGGUGACAUAUUCGGACAGCACCAAGUAACAGACCAAGUCGCCGAUGUCCGCCUACUUCUACCGCCACUAGACCCAGCUCAAGUCAAGACGGUGAGAUGUCUAGGCCUAAACUACGCAGACCACGCCAAGGAGACAAACAUGCCUCAGCCUCAGUAUCCAGUCCUCUUCUACAAGCCUGCCACGGCUCUUUCAGGACCAUCUGAUGCUAUUCCCGUCCCGCACGUCGCUCAGGAAGGCACUGGACUUGACUAUGAAUGCGAGCUCGUCAUCAUCAUUGGGAAGAGAGCCAACGAUGUUUCUGAAGCUGACGCCCUCGACCAUGUUCUUGGAUACUCUGUCGGAAACGAUGUAUCUCAUCGAGACUGGCAGAUCAAGCGAGGAGGAACGCAGUGGUCACACGGCAAGGGAUUCGACGGCUGGGCUCCUUAUGGUCCAGGUAUUGUUACUACGAAUGUGAUUAAGGAUCCUCAACAGCUGAAGAUUUGGACCAAGGUCAAUGGUGAAGUCCGCCAGAAUGGGUCAACUGCGAAUUUGAUCUUUGGAGUGAAGCAAACGGUUUCGUUGCUGAGUCGUGGCGUCACUUUGAUGCCAGGAGAUGUCAUCUUUACUGGAACACCAGCUGGUGUCGGUAUGGGGCGAAAUCCGCAAGUUUGGCUCAAGGAUGGGGAUGUUGUUGAGGUUGGCUUGGAGCAAGUUGGAACCUGCACCAACAUUGUGGAGUUUGCCAAGCACGAAGCAAAGCUGUAG
This is a messenger RNA of Pochonia chlamydosporia 170, 951 nucleotides long. Its product is annotated as fumarylacetoacetate hydrolase. NCBI's taxonomy places the organism in Eukaryota, Fungi, Ascomycota, Sordariomycetes, Hypocreales, Clavicipitaceae. Bases 1 to 951 code for a protein of 316 amino acids. The transcript has 4 exons. The record is from RefSeq and is a predicted model, not a curated record. Gene Ontology annotation, molecular function: catalytic activity.